Molecule: messenger RNA, 3585 nt
Organism: Dermatophagoides pteronyssinus (European house dust mite)
Lineage: Eukaryota; Metazoa; Arthropoda; Arachnida; Sarcoptiformes; Pyroglyphidae
Source: RefSeq, a predicted model, not a curated record
UUUUUGAAUAUAUAGAUUGAAUUUCUUCUGCUGAUGUUGUUGACAUUUUCCAUUUUCAAAUAUGUUUUUUACAUCGAAAUAAUCUUCUAGUACAUAAAUCAACUUAAUUCGCGAUCUGAUCGAGAAAUAUGGAUUCAUUAACAUCAAAAAAACAACGUUCAAAACAACAAUCUGGUACAUAUGGCCAAUAUACAUUACCGGCUAAUUCAAAAUCAAUGAUAAUUCAAAAGGAUGGUCAUCAAACAACAAAUAUAAAUCCAAAUUCAUAUCAUUUAAUAUUGACACCAACAUUAGAAUCAUUGAAAACAUUAUCAUUACCACGUAAAAUUUCACAAUCUGGUAUUAAAAAUCAUAAUCAUAAGAAUGGAAUUUCAUCAUCAAAAACUUUGAAACGACAAUCAAAAUCAUUUAUUUCAUCCGAUGAUAUACCUGUUGUUAAUCCUGCAUUUAAUGAUGGAACAAUAAUGCCAACAGCUAUUUCUGAUUAUGAUGAUCCAUUACGUUUACAUCAUUUACCACAACAGAAUCCACAUCCAGAUUUAGUUGAAAUACGAACUAAUCAAAAAUAUUCAACAACAUCAAAAUCAGUAGUGGCUGAUCAGCAAUCAUCAUCGACAGGCAAUAAUAAUAAUAGUAAUAAUCGUAGCAUUCCAUCAUUUCAUUUGACAAAAAAUGUUCAUUCAACAUUAUCAAAAGUGACUGAUCCAAUUGAAUUCUGUACAUUACCACAAUCAUCUCGACAAAAAUCUAAUAUGAUCAAUGAUCCACAACAACAACGACAAUCAAUAAAUAUGUCAUCAUUUCAGCUGCAACAGAAUCAACAUCCAUUACCACAACCACCAACUAUACAAACAAUGCAAACAAUACAAAUGAAUCCAAGAUUUAGUACAUCAUCAUCGAUUAGUAAUCAAUCAUCAUCAGAUGUUUCUGCCAAUCCAUCUACAACAUCUAGUCUUUUCUAUGUAGAUUAUCGUCCAUCAUCAUCAUCUAUAAACAACAAUAAUAAUAAUGAACAAAAACAACAACAUCGAAAUUCAUCGGUAUCCGAACUAUCAUCAAAUAGUUCAACAAUCACCGAUGGUAGUAGUGGUGAUGUUGAUAAUAAUAAUCAUCAUCAUAACGAUGAAAUAGAUGAUGAUUUACCACCUCCACCGGAUAUAUUAUUAUGUGAUGGUAAUGAUGAUAUUGAUGGUGGUGGUAGUAUUAGUGAUCAAAAACAAUUAACACCUACAAAUAAAAUAGCUCAGCUAUUACCACCAUUGCCACCUGAUUAUCAUACAAUAUCAACAUUACAACGACAACGUAAACAUCAGCCAACAUCAACUACGCAACAAUUUCCCUUUACAUCAAAUACAUUAAAUCGUUCAAAGCCAUCCGCAAUUAAUCAUACAAUCAAUGAUGUUCCAGCAUAUUCAACAACUACAUUAAGUUCAUUCACCACUUUACAACAUCAAACGCAAUCAUCAUCAUCAACACCAGGAUCACAAUCGAGUACAUUAUUGCGAAAACCUCCGCCGCCGCCACCACCACCAAGGCCGCCACAAUCGAUCUCAUCGGAUACAACAUCAUUACAAACAUCAUUAUCAUCAUCAGCUAAUUCAGAUUCAUAUGCUGAUCCACAAACAUUAUCGAUUGUUUCCGGUUCAACAUCAACAUCACCAAUAACUGAUAAUCUAACAAUUAUGACAACACCAUCACCAACAUCUGAACAUUAUCAAAACUCAGCAUCAUUACAAUCACAGCAACAACAUCCUCAACAACAACAACAACAAUUGGGUAUAAAUCAAACAUCAAAAUUAUUUAAUCGUCGUACACAAUCACCAACAUAUGGUUGGGUUUAUCAUCAAACAAACAAUUCAAUAAGUGAUAAAAAUAAUCUUCAAUCAAAUAUGAUUAAUCAAUUUGAAAUAAAACGUUGUGAUUCAUUAAGUUUAGCUGAAAAUGGAUCAAUUUCAAAUGGAAUAAUAAUCCAUAAUAGUAAUGGACCUAAUAGUUUGGAAUCGGGUGAUUCUCGUCAACCAUUAACCAAUCAUUUAUUUGAUAAUAAUAAUAAUAAGAAUAAUAAAAUGAAUUCAAAGAAAAAAGAAAAGAAAAAUCAUCAUCAUCAACUGAAUCAACAACAAUCAAAUAAAACAUCAUCAAAUGUUUAUCGUAAUCAAGUAUUUAUUGGUGAAAAUGAUUGUAAAUCAAUUUCAAAAAAUAAUGCUAAUAAUAAUGAUGAUGAUGAUGAUGAUGGUAAUGCUGAUCGUACAAAAGAACGUAUUAUUAGACAAUCAUAUCGAAUGUUUUUCAAUGAUAUGACAUCGGAUGUUGAUCAUCAAAAGAAUGGUCGAAAAAAUCAUAUGAAUGGACAGCAAAAAUUUUCAAUAAUCGAUGAUAAUGAUGAAAGAAAAAGAAAAUUUAAUAAUCGAAAUAAUAAUUUAUUGAUACCGAUAAAAACACAAAAUGAAAAUUGUUGUAGAAGAUUUUGUCGUUCAACAAUUAUCAUAUUAUCAAUUAUGAUAUUAAUUAUUGUUUCAAUCAUAUUGGGAAUUACAUUGUAUAAUCAUUUUGUAUUGGAUAAACAAGAAACUGGAUUCAGUGCAAUCGGUCAGAUUGAACAAUUUUUCCAAUCAUUAUUCAAAACAAAUUCUUCUAGUCUAAACAACAAUAACAAAAAUAAUAAUUUGACAACAACAACAACAAAACCAAUGCAUACAACAUCAUCAUUAUUAUCAACAUUAACAACAACCGUAGGAAUAUUGAUGAAUACAUGGAAUAUUUCAAGUAAACAUUCUAUUAGUACAACACCAUCGAUGAUUGACAUUCCAGCAUCAACAACAAUAACACCAACAGUAAAAUUUUAUCCGGAAAAUUUGACUGCAACAACAACAACGACGACGACAACAACAACAGUCAUUCCUUUAACAACAAAAACGAUUAAAACAACGACAGCCAUACAGGAUUCGGAUUCGAAUAUCAUUAUUAUACCAACAACAACAAUAUCACCCUUAAUAGAAACAACAACAACAGAUAAAUCAUCGCUGUUGACAGAAAUGACUACAAAAUCUUUUUCAAAUAAUGAAAAUCAAACGGAUACAAGAACAACAAUGAUGACGUCGAUGAUUUUGGAUGGAAAUUCGGAAAACAAUGUUCAAAUUGAUGUGGAAAAUUCAACAACAUUGAUCAACAAUGAUAAACCUGUAACAACAACAUUACCAUCAAUAAUUGAUUUAAUUGAAAAUAAUCCGUUGACAACAACAACAAUAUCUAUAAGUACAGUGCCAACACAAACGAACGAAACAUUUCCAAUCGAACCAGUAACUAUAAGUACAGUGCCAACACCAACUGAAUCAAUGCCGAAUGAAACAUUUCCAAUCGAACCGGUAACUAUGAAAACAACAUUGACUACUGAACCACCAACGGCAACAAUUAUUUACGAUGAAUUGGAUGGUUUUCAAGUUUAUACACGAAACAGUUCGAUAACUGAAUCAUCCGAUAAAUCGUUUAUAUAUGAAACGACUGUCAUGACUCCUUUGACCGAAAAAUCGAAAAAAUUGAAUCAAACAUCCGGAAAAUAAUCGGUGAUGAUCAAAAAGUUUAAAA